Molecule: messenger RNA, 834 nt
Organism: Ordospora pajunii
Lineage: Eukaryota; Fungi; Microsporidia; Ordosporidae
Product: inorganic pyrophosphatase
Exons: 1
Coding region: 1-834 (277 amino acids)
Biological process (GO): phosphate-containing compound metabolic process
Cellular component (GO): cytoplasm; nucleus
Molecular function (GO): magnesium ion binding; inorganic diphosphate phosphatase activity
Source: RefSeq, a predicted model, not a curated record
AUGCAAGCAUACACAGUAGUGAGUGUUGGAAAGAAAUACUCUGGCACAUUUAAGGCAUAUGUGGCAUGUGAAGGAAGAGUUAUUUCACCGUUCCAUGACAUCACAUUGUAUAUGAGUGGAAACAGAGGCGUGGUGAGCGUGGUGAAUGAGAUCCCAAGAUUUGAGAGUGCAAAGUUUGAGAUAAGCAAGAAGGAAGCAUUUAAUCCUAUAAUGCAGGAUAUCAAGAAAGGGCAGCCGAGGUUUGUGAAGAAUGUUUUUCCAAUGAAAGGGUAUUUGUGGAAUUACGGGGCGCUUCCUCAGACAUGGGAGGAUCCAAAUGAGGUCGACAAGGAUGCAGGCGCGAAGGGAGACAAUGAUCCUGUUGAUGUUAUUGAAAUAGGGCGUAGGAGAAAGGGGAUUGGCGAGGUUUACCAAGCGAAAGUGAUUGGGAGCAUAGCAAUGAUUGACGAGGGCGAGUGUGAUUGGAAGGUUGUUGUUAUUGAUGUUGAGGAUGAGAUGGCGAGCAAGAUCAACGGGAUUGAGGAUGUCCGAAGGGAGUUUGAAGGGCUUCUUGAGGAGACCAUAAACUGGUUCAGGGAUUAUAAGGUUCCUGAUGGAAAGGAACGAAAUAAGUUUGCAUUGAAUGGCGAGUACAUUGACAGGGAGUCAACCAUUGGGGUGAUUGAAAGAGCGCAUGAGAGCUGGAGUGCGAUGAUAAAUGGAAAGAAUGAAGUAGGGAUAUGCAGACAGAACUCUACAUUGAACAGCAGGAGCGAACCGCCUAAGAUUGUUGCAGAAGCACUGUCUGAUGAGGAGGUGCCUGAGUAUCUGAAUCAGUUUGAAUUUAUUAAAUAG